Messenger RNA from Cuscuta campestris, 710 nucleotides. Lineage: Eukaryota; Viridiplantae; Streptophyta; Magnoliopsida; Solanales; Convolvulaceae. The record is from the annotation of a GenBank genome assembly.
CUCCAUCACACAGUUUCAUUGCUGUAAAUUCUACACCCCCAGAGAGAGAGAGAGGGAGAGAGAGAAUGGGAAGGAAAAAUGGGGUGGUGUUCGAUGAGGGAGCUCCGGACGACUUCGACCCGGAGAACCCGUAUAAGGACCCGGUUGCGAUGCUGGAGAUGAGGGAGCAUCUGGUGCGGGAGAAGUGGGUCGACAUCGAGAAGGCCAAGAUCCUCCGCGAGAAGGUGCGCUGGUGCUACCGGAUCGAGGGCGUCAACCACCUCCAGAAGUGCCGCCACCUCGUCCACCAGUACCUGGAUGCCACCCGUGGCGUCGGCUGGGGCAAGGACCAACGCCCCCCUGCUCUCCAUGGUCCUAAGGUUGAGUCGUGAAGAAAUUGGCUCCUCCUUUCAGGCAAUUGCGCCCGUUGGGUCUUAUUUGAAUCAUAAACCGGAGAAGUUUGAUUCCCGCCUCCGAUUGGCAUAACUUGUGUGCUGUAUUUUUAUUGUUUUACUUCUCUACACCAAGACCUUUUUGUAUUGAGCACUUUCCUGUAUGUGUCAAUGCUUUCAUGCUGGCUUUCUGCAGCUCAUUUGCUUAUAUAGGGUAUGGACUAGAAAUUGAGAUUCAAAUAAAGGAAUAUGAGCCUUUUUUCUUUCUUUAGUGGCCUUUUUUUGGUAAAUUCUUAUGUGGGCUUAAGGUCUGUGUAAAAAUUAAUGGGCCUUUUUUAU